AUGAAUCUACAACCAGACAACAUCCUUUUAAAAGAUAGUCGUCUUGAAGAUAUGACCUUAGAUGGCUCAAUUAACUCCACAAUUGGAAGCAGUAAUAACAAUACCAUAAAAUACACAUCACCACUAUCACCAAGUAUGCUUGCAUCUUUAAACGCCAACAACUUAACACAACCACAGGACAUCGAACUCCAAAAUAGAUUCUUCCUCAAUGAUUUCAACAACAUAUUACUUAAAUUUGCCAAUUUAUUUCAACAAAUUGACUUGUUACCUACAACUACUCGUUUAGUUAUCGGUUGUACAUUGUUCAGAAUUGGAAGAUUUGAAACCGCAUUAAGAGAGGUCAGCACUGCUAUUGAGAAUGACAUCAAUGAAGAAGAAAGAGGUGCAUGUCUUCAUGUCCUAGCUCUGAUGCUUAAAGAUUCCCUGAGGAUGGAAGAUGCGGUUGGAUGUUUGGGUGAGAUGAUUGAUUUAUGGAAACGGAGAUUGGAUACGCAAAAAGAUUUUGAUGAGUUGAAGGCAUUGAUCAUGUCUGCUCAAGAGGAUAUCGAGAAGAAAAUAUUUGAUAUUCCCGGAAUUCCUAAGCUUGAGGUUCAAUUAAUGGAAUUGGAGAGAAUGAAGUUACGUUUCCCGAUUGAUUCAUUCACGGGUCAAUGUCAAUUCAUAUUAUCUAAAAUUAAUGAAGCUCAUAGUUUAUUGAUUGAAUGGGAUAAUGAUCAUCAAUUGGAGUUUGAUAGGGGAGAAAAUGAUGACGAUGAUGGGAAUCCACUUUCAUUAAUUCAAGAUGCAUUUUUAUUAUUGGGUCCAAUUGAAAUAUAUAAUUCUGUAUUGGAAUUUGAAUCAGUGCUUAUCAAUUAUCUUUGUCAUAUCAAACGAUCCUCAGACACCCAUCAACAGCCAACAAUUGUAAGAUCCCCCAGUGUUAAAAGAGCUAUGGCAAGAUUUCUUUAUAAAAAACAAGUGGAACCUAUCAGUGACAGACAUGAAAACCUUUUAUUACAUUGUACAUUCAUUGAAGGAUUUCUUGCCAUGUUACAUCAUGAUUAUAUUUUAGCAGCCAAUAAUUUCGAAACUGUGUUGAACAAAUUCGAUUCCAUACACCAUCAUGGUACUUCGCUGAAAACUCUAUUUAGCAAGAAUAUAAAUAUUCUAUUAAUCCGAUGUAAGUUAAACUUAGAGCCCAAUGGUAACAACAAGAAACAGUUGGAAAGGUUAUUAUCAGAUUUAGCUAAUCUUCCAUCCUACCAGAAAUGCAAUAAUUCAUAUAAGGUAUAUAUCGAAAUGGCAAUCAUACAUUCAAGACUUGCAAAAAUAGACGCAGUACCCAUCACAAUUACAUUCCCUAAUAAGAAAACCAACAGAACUAUAACUGGAUUAAGACUCCAGAGUAGAUAUGUCCAAGAGGCAUUAAAAGCUAAUAUAUCUGCCGUGACCGCAAUGUAUGAAGAUGACCAAUAUAUCCCAACUAUAUAUGACAAAAUCCUUAUCGAAAUCUUAACAAUUGGUGGAAUUCAUUGCAAUACAUUUAUGUUUUUCAGAAGGUUACGGGAUUAUUUUGCCAGGAAAGCAGAUUAUCAAUAUCUUUAUAUCCCUAAAUCAAAACUGAUAAUUGAUUAUGAAAAUAUUGGAAAUAUCAUGAAUUAUAUUUCUCAACAAUAUAAUUUCUUCAAACCAAAACUAGAAAACACCACCGGUGGGAGAAAUGAAUUCUUAUUACCCCAAAUAUACAUCACCAAUGAAAAUGAAUUGUACAUAUUAGAAAAACAAUAUUUCGCAUCCGGCCCCGGCACAACCGAAUUCUAUUGUGAUGGAGAUUGUGAAGAUAACGAUUGGGGAGGGUAUGAAUAUCAUAUAUAUCCCGUCAAGAAGAGUAAUAUGAAAUUACCAAUCAGUUAUUAUCAACAACGAGUUGAACUUAGUAUUGGAUUGAUUGAACAAUGGAUUACUUGUUAUAAAGAGUUUCAUAAUUGUAUACCUGAUGAGAUUCAAUUAUGGUAUGAUCAAUUCGUUGGAGGGAUUUAA
Molecule: messenger RNA, 2019 nt
Organism: Hemisphaericaspora subhashii
Lineage: Eukaryota; Fungi; Ascomycota; Pichiomycetes; Serinales; Debaryomycetaceae
Exons: 1
Coding region: 1-2019 (672 amino acids)
Source: RefSeq, a predicted model, not a curated record